Passer montanus (Eurasian tree sparrow) is the source of this 3109-nucleotide messenger RNA. It is a transcript of the gene KIF9, whose product is annotated as kinesin family member 9. Lineage: Eukaryota; Metazoa; Chordata; Aves; Passeriformes; Passeridae. Gene Ontology annotation, biological process: microtubule-based movement. The record is from RefSeq and is a predicted model, not a curated record. Gene Ontology annotation, molecular function: microtubule motor activity; microtubule binding; ATP binding.
CUUGAGCGUCACAUCGCAGAGCUUCCCCUGCCGCCGGAUCUCGCCCAUCACUCCGUAGCCGCGGCUGGGCAGGUCUCCCACCGAGAAAUGCACCAGAUCCUCGGCAUCCAGCUCCGGCUCCGCCGCCGCCGCCGCUUCCAGCAUCGUCCCGGCCACUCCCGUCCGCUUCGCCCCCGCCGCGCGCUGGCCCCGCCCGGCCGCCGUACGCGGGGCCGCUUCCGGGAGAAGCCGGAAGCUGCCGUUGCCAUAGAGAACCCGGAAGUGGACGCUGCCAUGGCGACCCCCGACGCCACGCCGGACUCGACUGCAGAGGGGUCGCAGGAGGAAGAGGAGCAGGAGAGCUCGGAGGGGCAGGACAAGAGUGAGAGUUCUGCGUCCAAAGCAGAGAGCGAGCAAGGGGUUUCUGUGGCCUCUGUGAGAUUCCAGGAGCAGGAGCAGGAGCAUGGCCAGGAGCCAGAGCAAGAGCAGGGGAAGGGGAAGGAGAAGAAGGAGGAGGACCAGGAGAGCAUCAUCUCCUCACUGCUCUGUUCCACAGAGCCCGAGGGUGAAAGGCCCAGAACACCAAGGCGGGUGCUGGCGUUCGUGCGGAUCAGGCCAACUCCUCACUUUGCCCAAGACGUGAUCAGGCUCGGGGCAGACAACAAGAGCAUUGAUAUCUACAUCCAGAAGAGUCCCAGGGGAGGAAUUGUGAAUAACUCCCAGACUGACUGGUCCUUCAAGGUGGAUGGGCUCCUCCACAACACUUCCCAGGAAGUGGUUUAUGAGACUGUGGCAAAGGACUUGGUGUGCAAAGCCUUGCAGGGCUACAACGGCACCAUCAUGUGCUAUGGGCAAACUGGAGCUGGCAAAACCUACACCAUGACAGGAGCAGCCUCUGAGUACAGGAACAGAGGGAUCAUCCCCAGAGCUAUCCAGCAGAUCUUCAAAUCAGCCACAGAAUUCCUCAAUAUCCUGGUGACUGUCCGAAUUUCCUACCUGGAGAUCUACAAGGAGGCCUUGUUCGACCUCCUGGCGCCGGCGCUGGGCCGAGGGUCCAAGGACAACCAGCUGGCUGUCAUGGAUGGUCCCCAGGGCAUUUAUGUCAAGGGGCUCUCCAUCCACCCUGUCAGCCACGAGGAGGAGGCUCUGCAGCUCCUUUUUGAGGGUGAGACCAACAGAGUGAUAGGAGAGCACAGCCUGAAUAAGAAUUCCUCCAGAUCCCACUGCAUCUUCACCGUGUACAUUGAGUGUCGUUCCAGAGAUUACACAAAUCACAAAUGCCUUAAAUCUAAAAUCACCUUAAUUGACCUGGCAGGGUCUGAGAGGCUGAGCAAGACUGGGUCUGACGGCCAGGUGAGGCUGGAGGCCUCCUACAUCAACAAAUCCCUGUCCUUCCUGGAGCAGCUGGUCAUCGCCCUGGCCGAUCCCAGGAGGGAGCACAUCCCCUUCAGGCAGAGCAAACUCACCCACGUCCUCAAGGACUCGCUGGGUGGAAGCUGCAACACUGUCCUGGUGACAAACAUCUAUGGGGAAGCUGAGCACUUGGAAGAGACCCUGUCCUCCCUUCGCUUUGCCACCAGGAUGAACUGGGUGACAGCAGAGCCUGUCCCCAACGAGCCCUUCUACAGGGAGGCAUCAGUGAAGGCUCUGGAGGAGGAGAUCCAGCUCCUGAAGCAAGAGCUGACCAUGCAGGACCACUUGGCAAAUAAUUCCUUGAUGACUUACAGCCCCCUGACUACAGCCCAGAGAGCAGAAAUCAGAUCCCAAGUCCAGAAAUACCUCAGAGGAGUCAUUGAGGAAAUCGAUAUUGUGAAUGUCAGACAGAUCCAGGAGGUUUUUAGACAGUUCAAAGUGAUUUUAAGCCAACAGGCAGAAGAGGUGGAGAGCAGGUUCUGGAACAAGUACGGGCUGGGACGCAUGGUUGGGUCUGACUCUGAGUCUAGCUCAGACUCUGAUCUGCGUUUGGAGGAGGCUGAGGAGCAGCAGGAGGAGGAGGAGGAGGAGCAGGAGGGCACGGAAAGUACAGUUGACCAGGAUGAGGAUUCGGAUCAGGAGGAUGAUGCAGGGACUAUUGAGAUUGGAAGUCCUCCCACAUCCCCCAUUGCUGAUGGGGAGAAGGAAGCUGAUGAGAAGGAAAGAAUUAGGAGCCCUCCUCGUGAGAUAGGUCAGGAUGAAUCCUCACUAUCCAAAAGCCCCAUCGAGGAUCUGGAGGAGGAAGAGGAAGAGGAAGAAGAAAAGGAAGAGGAAGGAGGAGGUUACCAGGAGGGUGAUGAAGAGUCCUCAACCCCAUCUUCAGAGGAUUCCCAGAACCUCAAGCCCUCUCUGUCCAAGGAAAAGGCGUUUGAGGUGUUUAAGAAGGAGGCUGGACAGGAGAUCCACCGGAUCUUCAGGGAGAACAAGAGGAUCCUCAUUGCCAGGAAGAAGGGAAUCCACUCUGUGGCAUGGAAGAUCAAUGGCCUCAAGGAGCAGAUUGAGGCAAUCAAGGAAGCUCUGGAGGCUCAGAAGAGGAAGAGGAGGCAGGGGGGAGAAUACACGGAUGAGAAAGGACGGGUGAUCAUCGAUGAGAAGGAGUUCUCCCUCAUCGUGAAGCUGAAGGAGCUGAAGGAGGAGCACAGGGCUGGCUUUGCUGAGCUGCAGGACCUGAAGGCAGAGGUCCAGUACUGCCAGCACCUCGUGGAUAAGUGCAGGAAAAAGCUCAUCUCAGAGUUUGAAAUCUGGUACAUCGAAAACUUCCGUCUCCCUAAAGACGUGAAGGAAGCUCUGGAGCCUGGUGGGAACAUCAGACCUGGAAUGAUUCCCGUGAACAGGGUCAUGUGCCUGGAUGAAGACGUGCAGGACAAGUUUGAGCGGGUGCAGGAGACGGCGCUGCCAGACUGCCCGAGCUCCGUGUCCUUCUACAGGGCCAGGAUGAAGACAGAUCAAAAGCAAACCUUCAACACCACCACGGCAGCGCUCCGGAAAAUGCACAGGAAACCCGGACUGGUCCCGGCUGCUGAGAAGAAGAAAGCCCUGUCCUUCCUGCCCAUCACAUAGCCUGGAUCCCAGCAUUCCCCAAGGAAUGCCACCUCAGGAAGCGCCUCCUGAUCGUGUCCACCAUUGAUUUAUAAAAAUAAACAGCAGGAAAAGUGAA